Hordeum vulgare subsp. vulgare (domesticated barley) is the source of this 1019-nucleotide messenger RNA. RefSeq lists its product as uncharacterized. Gene Ontology annotation, molecular function: carbohydrate binding. The transcript is spliced from 4 exons. The record is from RefSeq and is a predicted model, not a curated record. The coding region runs from base 1 to 1008 and encodes 335 amino acids. NCBI's taxonomy places the organism in Eukaryota, Viridiplantae, Streptophyta, Magnoliopsida, Poales, Poaceae.
AUGGAGAAGAACGCCAGUCCCGACACAAUGAUCCUCAAAACGGACCGUCCAGCGGCCAUCCCCGCCGCCGCGGUGAUCACCGUGGACGUCGAUCCGGAGGCUCUCAACUGCCCCAAAUGUCUCCAUCCCCUCGAACCUCCGGUGUUCCAGUGCGCGGCCGGCCAUGUCCUGUGCUCGACCUGCCACGGCGACCUCCCGGACAAGGACAAGUGCGUGUCGUGCUUCGUCAACUCCGGGUUCAGCCGGUGCUUCAUCCCAACGAGCUACGGCCGCUGCUUGGCCAUGGAGCGCGUGCUGCAAUCCGUCUGUGUCGCCUGCCCGCACGGCUGCGCCGCCGCCAAGAUGCUCUACCACGAGAAGGCGGAGCACCAGAAGACGUGCGCCGGAUCAUCGACCACCGUGGAGCAGCAGGCCGUGCUCCUGCAGCAAGGUCCCCCCGGUGACUGCAGCUACGAGCUUGUUUUGCCCAAGGUUCUGCCGUCCUCACGGGCCAGCGUCACCGUCACCAUCACCGGCGGUGACGUCGGGAAGAAGAAGAUCUCCGGGAGUGGCAAGGGAUCAAUGGGAUCGUUGGUGAGGAUGGGCCCUUGCGGCGGCAUCGGUGGCAACGUCAAGGAGACGAGCAUGUCGGACGUCGACCGAAUCGUCCAGGUCGUCGUCCGACAUGGCAACGCCGUCGACGCCAUUUCCGUCAUGUACGAGCGGAAGGGAAAGGAGGCUUGGACCGACAGGUGGGGUGGCGGAGGCGGCAACACCUGCCUAUUCAGUCUGCAGCAGGACGAGUACCUGACGAGCGUCCGUGGCCACUACGGCCAGUUCAAUGGCUUUGUCGUCGUAAGGUCGCUGACGUUCGUCAGCAACCUUCGCAGCUACGGGCCGUUCGGGAUGGAGGACGGCGUGCCAUUCGCGCUCCACGCCGGCGCCGGUGGCAAGAUCGUCGGCUUCCACGCGCGAUCCGGCCAAUUCCUCGACGCGAUUGGCACCUACGUGAAGAUGGACGAUUAUUGAACACACGCAUG